AUGGAUAGUAAUCUUCAAUGUCGAAACCCCCCGAAGUCCUCACGGUUGCAUGAGGCAUCAUCUGUUACUCAUAACGUUCAUAUCACACAAUCCAAUCAAGCUUAUUCACUAUCUAGUGUUCUUCCUAGUGGCACGGUAAAGAAUAUACCUGUGCAUCCCUUGUCAACUAAAAAGAUUUUCUCGACUGCAAGACAAGAACGUCGAAGUAACUACGCUCAAUUGACACGGCCUUGGCGUGCCAAUCUCUCAACUUCCCCUCGGAAGCGAAACACUGCCAGUUUUCGAUCAGUAUCUGCUCGUCGGCAUGUUGCUAAUGUAGCGCGACCCCGUAGUCAUUUAAUUGGUGCUUGUAGUGAUGCAUCACUAGCUGACAGUAAGCAGCUGAAUAUUUCAUGUGCUCGAUCAAUAAUUCCAGAAAACGUAUUUAGUAAAAAAGCCUCAAACAAUGAUGUUGAUAAUUGUUGUGAUAAUAGUCAAUCCUAUUCCAUCACGAAUCUUACUGGUGUACAUCAGAAAAUUCCUAAAAUGGAGCGUCCAGAAUCUCACCCUUUACGUCUAGUUAUUCGUUUGGGUAAGCCUGUGAAUGGAUCGAAGGAUGAACUUGUUUGUCAAUCUGUAGUUUCUCCAUUAAAUGUCCAAGUACCUUCUGAUAUGUCUUCUAAUUCUUCUCAAGCUUCAAAUGACGUAGAUCAUCUAGAUGAAAAUGCAAGUCUUUCCAUAUUACCAGAGGAGUUUAAUGUUAAAAACGACAGUUCUGUUCAGGAAUUAACUGGGUUUUGUGUUGCAAGCGAGGCAGAAACUUUUAUGGAUCCUAAUCAGUUUCAAAUUCAUAGAAUCCUGAACCGAGCUCUUCCAAUGAGUUCUGGGCUUGUUGGUUUGUACAUACCGUCACCUAGCGAAGAUGACGAUAAUGGAGAUGGUUGUGGUAUGGUUGAGAAAGUGUUUGAUUCUGAACAUCGGUUACGAAUGACAGAUCAAUCAUUUCAUUUUUCUCAAGUUUGUCAUGAAAACGCAACCCCUGUUGCUCCUCAAAUUGGAUGUACUGCUGGUUUGUCAAGCAGAAAGAAAAUAAAGCCUUUAAAAGGUCACAGAAGUAACAAAAGAGAUAUUAAAAGUACUCGAUACCGAUGUGGAAGACUUAAAAAUACUUCGACCGAUGAACGCAACUUGGAUCAUUCAUCGAGAUUGCGUGCUCAAUGCAUAAAGAGUUUUGAAAAGCAUAGUGUUUUAGACAUCAACACUGAUCUUGACUUCCUUCAUGGUCAACCUCUAACAUGUGCCUAGCAGCUUAAUUAUUCGUUCAACAAACGUUUCAAAAUCCAACUUGACUGUGAUCAAAUCUGUAAUUUUUUCGAAUUCACUCAUUCCUCCCCUGAAGCAAUGAAUCCUGC
Molecule: messenger RNA, 1391 nt
Organism: Schistosoma mattheei
Lineage: Eukaryota; Metazoa; Platyhelminthes; Trematoda; Strigeidida; Schistosomatidae
Source: the annotation of a GenBank genome assembly